Penicillium daleae is the source of this 1956-nucleotide messenger RNA. RefSeq names its product Zn(II)2Cys6 transcription factor. The coding region runs from base 1 to 1956 and encodes 651 amino acids. The record is from RefSeq and is a predicted model, not a curated record. NCBI's taxonomy places the organism in Eukaryota, Fungi, Ascomycota, Eurotiomycetes, Eurotiales, Aspergillaceae. Gene Ontology annotation, biological process: DNA-templated transcription; regulation of DNA-templated transcription. Gene Ontology annotation, molecular function: zinc ion binding; carboxy-lyase activity; DNA binding. The transcript is spliced from 7 exons.
AUGGAGAAUCACGACUCCACAUUACCUAAUGCAAAUAAUGCUAAUCCCUACCCCUACGACACAGCUCACGUGAGCGAGCUACUCAAGCGCAAGCGUCGCGUGCGCGGUAUCAAAUCGUGUUUUCCUUGUCGGCAUCGCAAGGUCCGGUGUGAUGGGAGUUUUCCGUGCGUGAGUUGUUUGAAGAGGGGUCAUCCUGAGCUUUGUCGAUUACCGGGACGAGGAAAUGAUGUUGGUGGUGAAAUUACUUCUCCAGGUGAAGGAGUAAGCGAAGAAAAUGAGUGCAAUCAUGGAGCACAGCAUGCAUCACUGGCUUCUCACGACCAAUCCAACACCCAAUCAAUCGACCAUAUGAUAGCCCGACUCUCCAAGAUCGAAGACCAAAUCUCUUCUUUAAAGGCAGAUUUACUCCAGACGCGCACUGCUUCAACAUCUUCACCACCAACCUUACAUCCAUAUCCAAGUGUAAAUCCUAAUCCCAACCCUGACCUCCCAUCCAACUCUAGCAAAUCCUCAGGCAAACACUUCGUGGAAGAUGCUACAGGCGCAACUAUCUUCCUUGGAAGUCACUCUGAUAUCCCAGCGGCACUGGGAUGCAGACAGCCAUCGCGGGACAUGGCUUUGACUGAUGCACUAGUUCUGGAUCAACUCGUACCGCGGACUUAUCCGUUUACGUCUCUCUGGGGCCCCGAGGCCGGGACGGGGGAGAUUUGCAUGACGUUGCCGGAUGAUUCGGAUAUUAUUCGGUACUGGCAAGUGUAUCAAACGAGUGCGUACCCGUUUUACCCGGGGCUCGUGACAUUUUCGCAAUUCGAAGCUGCGCUGUUUGCGUUCCUGGACCAGCGUGCCAAUGCGUCUCGCGGUAAUGAGCUAUCUGCACUGGACGAUGUCGAUCCGUCGUGGCUGGCUUUGCUGUUCGCUGUGUUGGCGGGUGGGGUGCAGUUCUCAGAUGAUCCGAUUAAAGAGCGAGACCUUCGGUCGAAAGUUUUUAUCUGCUCAUCUUUCCAGUGUCUUCGAAUCUCGAAUUUCUUCAAUAAUACAGAUAUAAACCAGAUUCAGGCCAUGGCACUGAUAGGGCACUGUUUGAGAAAUAACCUGGAUACAAAUAGUGCAUGGAUUCUUAUGGGCGCUACUAUGCGCCUUGCACAGAGUAUAGGACUCCACGAAGAGAAUUCCUCUCCCGAAUCCUCAGCAGACCACUACCACCGCAGAAGACUCUGGUGGAUCCUCCUCUGGCAAGACACAUUCCUCUCAUUCACCUACGACCGCCCACCCAGCACAAUAACCCACAGCAGCUCCAUCCCACAUAACCCAGAAAGCAAAACCAAAACCAAAUCAGGCUACACAUUCGCCGAAAGCAUCUUCGCCCUCUGCCAAAUCCUCCUCGAUCGCGCCCGCCACCAACCAACAGAUACUCUCACAACCACAACACUAGCAUACAAACACCGGAUCCAAAAUAUCUGGAACGACGCAGCACCCUUCCUAAUCGACAAGUCCGCCUGUCGCACGUUACAAGACCAUCUCGAGCGGCUAGCGCUGCAUGUACACAUAAACUACGGCGUCUGCCGACUCACCCGUCUCAUCCUCGAAUCCGUAUCAGACAGCACCGGCGCAGCAGCAAAAGGAACCGACAUCGACAUCGAUAUCCCCGCUUUAAAAACCGAAACAAUCCAACACGCCGCCGAUGCUGUCUCGAAUUUCCUCGAUAUGCAUCGACUAUCCGCGAACGUCUGUCGAUCAUGGGCAUUUGUGCAUAACGCCGUGAGUUUUUCGGGACGAUGGGGGUCGGGGGGGGAAUAUGCCGGACUUGUGGGGCGGUUGAUUGGUGUUUUGGAGAAGGAGGAGCGGAUGUCAUCGUGGGAAGAUGCAGAUGCGAAUGUUAGGUGUUUUGGGCCUUAUUCGAGGGCGUUGAGGGCGUUGAGGGAGAGCGAGUUGGGGGGGUUUGGGGUUGGUGGGUAG